Messenger RNA from Bursaphelenchus okinawaensis, 390 nucleotides. The record is from the annotation of a GenBank genome assembly. NCBI's taxonomy places the organism in Eukaryota, Metazoa, Nematoda, Chromadorea, Rhabditida, Aphelenchoididae.
AUGCCUAAGGCAAAAGCUAGAAUUAGAGCUAAAGGUAAAGAUAUAUCUAGAACUGAAAAUCGAAAUAGAAAUACAACUAAAGCCAGAGCAAAAGCUAGAGCUAUAGCUAGAGCUAGAGCUAGAGCUAGAGCUAGAGCUAGAGCUAGAGCUGGAGCUGGAGCUAGAGCAGAUCAAGAGCAGGAGCAAGAGCAGGAGGAAGAGCAAGAGCUAGAGCUAGAGCUAGAACUAGAGCCAGAGCUAGAGCUAGAGCUAGAGCUAGAGCUAGAGCUAGAGCUAGAGCUAGAGCUAGAGCUAGAGCUAGAGCUAGAGCUGGAGCUAGAGCUAGAGCUAGAGCUAGAGCUGGAGCUGGAGCUGGAGCAGAUCAAGAGCAGGAGCAAGAGCAAGAGCUAG